GUCCAUUAAGCGGCGCUAGAAAAACUAUCAAUAAUAUUCCGUAGAAGAAGAAAAAGCGGAAGCAGGACAAACAAACAUUGUCAGGACCAUGAAGGUUGGAAGUUGAUGUGUCCAACAGCAUCAGACAUGUCAGUCCACUGCCUCCUGCGCUGCACCGCCAGGCUGGAAAGAAGACGUGUGGCCACGUGUCUGUUCCAGCAGAGGGCUCUGUCGGGGGCGGACGCCAUCAAUGCCCUCAGACCGUUUUACUUUGCCGUCCAUCCCGACUUCUUUGGUCAACAUCCCAAGGAGCGGGAAGUGAAUGAAAAUUCCUUAAAGGGAUUAAAUGGCUAUUUGGAAAACCUUCAGAAGCCUGGCUCACGUUUUGUUCAGCCAGUAAAGCUGACAUUUUAUGUACGAGACACAAAGGACAACAGUGACAUCCGUGCUUCAGGCUUCCGUUCAGUGACAUUUGUGCUGCAUACAGAUGAUGUCCUGAGCACGGUGACUAAUGUGUUGAAGUCCUGCAGUCUGCCUAUGGAGCACAUGAAGGGACUUGAAUCGGACGCCGGAGCCGCCAAAGGUCCGUCUGGAGGGACCGUUCCUUUUUACAGAGCCAUCAAGUGGGACAAGAGCUACUACACCUUCACUGGCUUCGCAGACCCUGAGGAGGAACUGCAUCAGGCCAGAAGAGUGGAGCCUCGGCUCUGCUUGUGGCUUCAAAACAAUGAGCCGGAGGCUUCAAAGAAGCACAAUGAAAGUCUUCCUCGGAGGGACGAACUGAAACGAUUGAAAGAGGAACUGUGCCGCAAAUUUGACCUGGCUGACAUCAGGUGGCAGCGCAGCUGGGGCGUGGCCCACAGGUACUCUCAGCUUCAGAGCCUGAGCCGAUUGUCAGUGCAGAAUCUGGAAGCCAUGAUGAACCUACAAGGUCACACGGUCAUUUUUGCUGACCAAUCAGAGAUGAGCGCCUCUGGACACGUUCUGUUGGGAACCAUGGACGUUCAUCAUCAGUGGACCAAACUGAUUGAGCAGCUUCCCAGCUUCUGCAGCCUGCAGCAGCAGACCGAGUGGCUCAAGGAGAGGAUCAGCCUCCUCCUAGGGGGGACCCGGGUGGUUCACAUGGAGCGGCUGAGACCAGUCCAGCCCAUCUUGGAGCUCUACGAUGCUCUCAACACCUUCCACAGCAAUCUCAUUUCCAGGAGGCUGAGUCUACACCCCAGAAGUCUGGAGGGGCUCACCAUGAUGUUGGAGAAGGAGUGUUCUAGUCCCAGACUUCAUGAGAUGGGACACUUCAUCAUACCGACCAACUGUGACCCUCAGAGCCUUCAGGCCUUCCUCCUGAGCCACGCCUCCAAGGCUAGACAACGAACUCAGCGUAGAAAUUUGUUGUUGGCAGAGGAAGAGGCUGUCAAGAAGCUGUGUCUCCAGAGCUUUUCUCUCCGGACUCUGUCCAAGGAGCCCAGUGUCACCUCCAGUCAGAUGAUUCUUUGCUGUAAAAGGUUAUUGGACCAUCGCUCACCUCUCAUGCAGGGCCUUCAUAUCCGUGUUUCCCAUUUCUACUCGGUGAUGCAGGACGGAGACCUGUGCAUCCCCUGGGACUGGAAAAGUUGAGUCAAGACUUAGGUUUUGCCAGAUGCCGUAUAAUUAUGAUUAUCGGAAAGAUGCGAUAUCCAUUGGUUUUCAACUGGAGUUUGUGAAGAAAGUUCAGCGGUCGGUCUGUUCAAGGUAACUAAGUAGGAAUCGGUUCAAAGUAUGCACUUUAAUCACUCUUGAAUCAAGAAGGAGCCAUGGCAAGUAUACUUGAUUGUUAUCAUGAGCAGUUUUGGAAUCUGUGCAAUCCGUCAGGUGAACGCAAGUACAACUUUACAGGCAGGUCAGUUCUUAGGACUUGUGCUGUGAAGGUUUAUUGUGCAGAAGUUUUUAUAAAAUAGUUUUAUGGAAAUUAAACCCCGCCUUUUGAGUGCAUAAGCGAAUUUGUGCUGAGGAAAAUGUAGACUGUUGUCAUGGACAUUUCUUUAAUCUUCUGCCUCAUGGCUACGUACCGUAAGAGAAGAACUUGAAAGAAUGGCUACCCCUAGUGGAGGAAAGUAGCGAAUGUUGUGUAAACAGGAGGUCAAGGUGACUUGUAACAUUUCCUGCAAACGUCUUUACCCGUUUAAGAAAACGUGUAUUUACUAAGUCAUUUUGUUGAUUCAAACGAGUUGUUACGGACUCAUCUUAGACUUGGUGUGUUGCGAACGAGUUCACGUAAGAAAGCAAAGUGAAAGUGAGCAUGUUUAUUUUCAGAUUGUUAUGUAGCGAGCAUAUUGUGUAUUCAAUGUUGACAUAAGGCUACUACAUAAAUAAAAAUAUUUUUUAAAAGUUCAA
Molecule: messenger RNA, 2349 nt
Organism: Nerophis lumbriciformis (worm pipefish)
Lineage: Eukaryota; Metazoa; Chordata; Actinopteri; Syngnathiformes; Syngnathidae
Gene: tcaim
Product: T cell activation inhibitor, mitochondrial
Cellular component (GO): mitochondrion
Source: RefSeq, a predicted model, not a curated record